AGCAUCGUUUUUGCUUUUUCAGAAUUGUAGUGUGUCAAGUUGGAGGGCAACUAAUAACGCUGAACAAGUUUUGCAGGAGCGCCAAAAUAGGGAUAAGAGAAAGGCAGAGGAGGCAAAGUUUGAACAGAGUCCCUUUCCCUUGGAAAUACUGUUUGAGCGAUCGCACGAGGACUGUUCUGCAGGGACAGAUGGUGUUAGUUCCCUGGGCCUCCCAAUGCUGGUUAUUUAGUAGGGGCUCACGGGAUACUCCUAACAAUUUUUUGAUACUUAAGCCACCUAAGAGACUUUCUACAACAUUUUUAGAGGGUGUUCAACUUGAUCAGCCUUGUAAAAAUUGCCAAUGCUGUCCUUUAUUGUUAACUGUACGUGUUGACUGCAGUAUAGUAAAAUGCUGAUUAAAGCAGUGAAUUGAUUUACAGCUUAGAAGCCUUUGCAGAAGAAUUAAAAAACAAUCUCUUUCUUGUAGGUGCUUCCCAAGCAUUCAAAGAAGAGAGGAAAUUAAGCGGAUCCCAGCGUGAAGGACCAGAUGGAGCUACGGUGAACACUGAACCUGCUCCAGCCAAGCCGUUGAGUCCUGUUGCAGAAACAUUCAGAGUUAUUCAGGGGGCAAUGAGCGAAGAGUAUGUGAGAAGCACUCAGGGUGUCUUUCAGUUUGAAUUAUCUGGUGAUGACGGAGGCACUUGGUACAUUGACCUGAAAACCAAGGGCGGCAGCGCCGGUUUCGGAAAGCCUCCUGUGACGGCCGAUGUGGUUAUGAGCAUGUCGAGUGCUGACUUUGUGAAAAUGUUCACAGGUAAACUAAAGCCAACCCCGGCCUUCAUGUCAGGAAAAUUAAGUGUUAAAGGUGACACAGUCCUGGUAGCAAUGAGUCUGGGAAAGAUGCUGCCACAGUUCGUUUUUGAACACUAGUGGAAUAGUGGCCUUUCAUAUAUAACUAUAAUGCUCUUUUAAUACACCAGUCCUCAAUUUUUCUUUGAUGCAGUAUAAGUAUCAAUAAAAUUUGUAAUUGUUAGAUUGCAGUGCCCAACCACGAACACGCUUUUCCUUAAAACUUGCUAUAACGAUUAAAACAAAAAUUACGUCCCAAAAUUCUGAUGUUUCAAGGAUAGUUUUUUUCAUUUUCACUUUUUCCUCUGAUUGCAAACUGUCCUCUGUUACUGUGAGAUGUAGACCUAAUAGGACUUUAUUUUUUAGAAUGUUAUCUUGUCUUUGAAUUAGCUGUUGUCUAAUGAGAUGUGAGUUGUGAUCCCAGGAUUAGGGGAUGCACAACAUGUGUCCAGUGUACUGUAAGAGUUGAACUCAGCACUAACUUUUCCUCUGACUGGAAGACAAAUAGCACUUUUCUCUCCUGUACUGGUUUCACAAAACUUGUAGGAACUGACCAUCUCUAUCAGAUGUUAUUAAAAAAGGGUGAUGAUCCCAAGCUAUUGGAAAACACAAUGUAUGUGCUUGUGUGCAAAGUAUGGUCACAUAAAUUUUCUUUGGGGAAUCACCUCAAAAUACAAAACAUCUUUUGAAACCUACAGAUACUAGAAAGUGUUUUGCCAGUGAGCAUACAUAUUGAUAGUACAUUUCCAAACACUGUCCUGUAACACCGUAAGAACUGAAGCAGAUCAAAGAACUCAGGUAUUGGGAGCAAGGUUGUUUAAUUUCACACCUAUUUCACCAUCAACACCAUGCCUUUCCAGUUUUCCCUUCUGUGCAACUUUUCUGCCAAAGCUUUUUGGUUUUCAGUAUUGCAGGGGUGGAGGGGAAAGGUGUGCAGCAUCCAAUUCAAUAUU
Molecule: messenger RNA, 1781 nt
Organism: Haliaeetus leucocephalus (bald eagle)
Lineage: Eukaryota; Metazoa; Chordata; Aves; Accipitriformes; Accipitridae
Product: hydroxysteroid dehydrogenase-like protein 2
Exons: 4
Coding region: 610-909 (99 amino acids)
Cellular component (GO): mitochondrion
Source: RefSeq, a predicted model, not a curated record